AUGCAUUGUCAUCGAGGCUCAGGCACCGUGGCUUCGGAGCUCCAUCUACUGUGUGAUCUCUCCAAGCAACCUCAAAUUUGGACUAUGAAGCACAUAGGAGGAGCAAUGAGAGGCACUGGUGCCGAGCAGCUGCCCGCCUUGGUACGCAACAUUGUGGUGUCCAAGAUGAGCAACAAUGCUCUUCGUUUCUUCUACACCGUCGGCUACAAGAUGGACUACGAGCUUCUCCGCGAUGGUUUUGCGUACUGCUUCCAGAGAGCCUUUCCGAUCACGGUCACAGUAACUUCAGUGUGUAGGCUUCCCAAGCAGCACUCGAUCUACGACGCGACACCGGUCACGCCAAACAUUCAGCUUGUCGAGGUUACGGCUCCCGCCGCCGCUGACAACUUUAGCGAUGUUGUCCUGGCAAUCUCCCGUAAGCUUUCAUUUCUUCGUUUCCUUUUCCUUUCUUUUUGGUUUUGUCAUCGCUCAGGCUUGUAAAUUUGUCUAAGCCUGGAAGUUUUGCAAGGAUUGUUUCCACGGCCUCCACGGCGGCCGUGUCGCGACUUGCUUACGCGAAGUGACAGGCUUGAGCAUCGCGUUUGAAUCAUUGCAAAGAUAUUUGGUUAUUAUAACGCA
Selaginella moellendorffii is the source of this 618-nucleotide messenger RNA. Its product is annotated as mediator of RNA polymerase II transcription subunit 18. The transcript has 3 exons. The record is from RefSeq and is a predicted model, not a curated record. Gene Ontology annotation, molecular function: transcription coregulator activity. The coding region runs from base 1 to 480 and encodes 159 amino acids. Gene Ontology annotation, biological process: termination of RNA polymerase II transcription; regulation of transcription by RNA polymerase II. Lineage: Eukaryota; Viridiplantae; Streptophyta; Lycopodiopsida; Selaginellales; Selaginellaceae. Gene Ontology annotation, cellular component: core mediator complex; mediator complex.